AGCCAAUCAGCGCGCUCGGUGGGCUGCGGUCCCGGAGCUCCUCUGGCCUUUAUAAACUUUGUGUACCUCACUAAAAAGACACAUUUUCACCAGCGUUUACCCGACAGCGCAGCGUAUUUGCACAAAAGCCAUAAUGCUGCCCGUAGCAGUGUUUGCCCUGUGUGUAGCAGCAGCCCUGUCUGCCCCCAGCCUAGACCCACAGCUGGAUGAACACUGGGAUCUGUGGAAAAGCUGGCACAUCAAGCUCUACCAUGAGAAAGAGGAGGGCUGGAGGAGGAUGAUCUGGGAGAAAAACUUGAAGAAAAUUGAGUUGCACAACCUUGAGCACUCGAUGGGCAAACACACUUACCGCCUGGGCAUGAAUCACUUCGGUGACAUGACUCACGAGGAGUUCAGACAGGUCAUGAACGGCUACAAGCAGAAGACUCACAGAAAAUUCAAGGGGUCCUUUUACAUGGAGCCCAACUUCUUUGAGGCACCACGAUCUGUUGACUGGAGGGACAAAGGCUACGUCACACCAGUUAAAGACCAGGGUCAGUGUGGUUCUUGCUGGGCCUUCAGUACAACCGGCGCCCUGGAAGGUCAGCACUUCCGAAAGACUGGAAAAAUGGUGUCUCUGAGUGAGCAGAAUCUGGUGGACUGCUCCAGGCCUGAGGGCAAUGAGGGCUGCAAUGGAGGUCUGAUGGACCAGGCCUUCCAGUACGUCAAAGACAACCAGGGACUGGACUCUGAGGAGUCUUACCCAUAUUUGGGCACAGAUGACCAGCCCUGCCACUACGACCCCAAGUACAACUCUGUCAAUGACACAGGCUUCGUGGACAUUCCCAGUGGUAAUGAACGCGCUCUCAUGAAGGCUGUGGCAGCAGUGGGACCUGUGUCUGUGGCCAUUGAUGCUGGCCACGAGUCCUUCCAGUUCUAUGAGUCAGGAAUUUACUACGAGAAGGACUGUAGCAGUGAGGAGCUGGACCAUGGUGUGCUCGUGGUGGGUUAUGGCUUUCAGGGUGAAGACGUUGAUGGAAAGAAAUUUUGGAUUGUAAAGAACAGUUGGAGUGAAAAGUGGGGAAACAAGGGUUACAUCUACAUGGCCAAAGACAGGAAGAACCACUGCGGAAUUGCCACAGCUGCCAGUUAUCCACUUGUUUAACUGCACUCCUCCACUGACGCAUCCAUAGUCUUUUUUUAUUGCAAUAGUGUGGCUCAAGACGCCCUGCUCUGGUCACAUUUUUAGCAGGACAUUCUGCUUAGUUUUAUGAAAGAACAUUUUGUUUUUAUUUCGUAUUAUUUCUUUGUAAAUAUUCUUGGUGAGUGAUGUGUAACACUUGCUUUUGAUCAUUGUACUUUUUUUUGUUUUUCUGGGUACUGUGACCAAUUAAAUACUUUUAACACUA
This is a messenger RNA of Periophthalmus magnuspinnatus, 1388 nucleotides long. It is a transcript of the gene ctsla, whose product is annotated as cathepsin La. The record is from RefSeq and is a predicted model, not a curated record. Gene Ontology annotation, cellular component: lysosome. Bases 134 to 1144 code for a protein of 336 amino acids. NCBI's taxonomy places the organism in Eukaryota, Metazoa, Chordata, Actinopteri, Gobiiformes, Gobiidae. Gene Ontology annotation, biological process: immune response. Gene Ontology annotation, molecular function: cysteine-type endopeptidase activity. The transcript has 8 exons.